AUGCCCCACAGCGAGAUCCAAACAAUGCCAUUGGUCCAGAACUGUUUUGCCGACGGAAAGAAGGUGUUUUUGCCCCGAUGCACUGCGUUGAAAGCCGGCAUGGCCCCGCGGUUCGCCAAACAGAAGGCAUUCAUGGAGAUGAUCCGCAUGCCAAAUGUGAGCUCGGUACAAACUCUUACCCCACAUGGGCCUUACAAGCUUUUAGAACCCACGGAGGGGCAAGGUUUUUUCUCCACCCUAGAGAUGCCGGCCGAUACUGGCACCGUGGAUCUCAUCAUUCUUCCAGGAGUGGCAUUCACCAAGAAGCUCCAGCGCAUGGGACACGGUGCAGGGUUCUACGACGACUUUAUUAAACGCUACCGAGAGCUGCCCCUUGUCCAGGGCCGCUUAUUGCAGUUAGUGGCCGUGGGAUUGAAGGAGCAGUUGGUGGAGAGUAUUCCCGUUGAAGAGCACGACGAGACAUUGGAUGGAUUGGUAAUUGAUGGCCAAUGGUUUGAGUAA
Babjeviella inositovora NRRL Y-12698 is the source of this 501-nucleotide messenger RNA. Its product is annotated as 5-formyltetrahydrofolate cyclo-ligase. Gene Ontology annotation, molecular function: 5-formyltetrahydrofolate cyclo-ligase activity. Gene Ontology annotation, biological process: folic acid-containing compound biosynthetic process; tetrahydrofolate interconversion. The transcript is spliced from 2 exons. NCBI's taxonomy places the organism in Eukaryota, Fungi, Ascomycota, Pichiomycetes, Serinales. The coding region runs from base 1 to 501 and encodes 166 amino acids. The record is from RefSeq and is a predicted model, not a curated record. Gene Ontology annotation, cellular component: mitochondrion.